Messenger RNA from Monodelphis domestica (gray short-tailed opossum), 9634 nucleotides. It is a transcript of the gene TFAP2C, whose product is annotated as transcription factor AP-2 gamma. Gene Ontology annotation, molecular function: DNA-binding transcription factor activity, RNA polymerase II-specific; RNA polymerase II transcription regulatory region sequence-specific DNA binding. The record is from RefSeq and is a predicted model, not a curated record. Gene Ontology annotation, cellular component: nucleus. Gene Ontology annotation, biological process: regulation of transcription by RNA polymerase II; regulation of cell population proliferation; anatomical structure development. NCBI's taxonomy places the organism in Eukaryota, Metazoa, Chordata, Mammalia, Didelphimorphia, Didelphidae.
GGGUGCGGGGGAAGUGCUCGAACAGGCUGAGAUCCUUGACCAUUCCAGAGAGAGAUCGGUACCUCCCCGCAGAAGCUUCCGAUGAAGUCCAUCUGAAGGGGGCACGGAAAGCCCAGCCCAGUCAUUCUGGGGGGCGGGGAACCAGCGACCGUGACCCCAACUUUGGAUUUACCACCUGGGGGGUGGGGGGAUCCUGGAUCUUGGCGAUUAUUUUGGGGUACUCCGGACGCCAUGUUGUGGAAAUUAGCCGACAAUGUCAAGUACGAAGAGGAUUGCGAGGAUAGGCACGAUGGGAACAGCAAUGGGAACCCCCGCCUCCCUCACCUCCCAGCGGUCAGCCAGCACCUUUACAGCCCCGCUGCCCCACCGCUUUCACAUUCAGGGGCAUCAGACUUCCAGCCGCCUUACUUUCCCCCGCCCUACCAGCCCUUGCCCUAUUCACAGUCUGCUGACCCGUACUCCCACCUGGCUGACCCGUUCUCCAUCAACCCUCUGCAUCAGCCUGCACCAGCUGCCAGUCAGCAACAGGCCUGGCCUAGCCGCCAGAACCAGGAGCCAGCUGGCUUGAGCCACCACACAAGACCAGGCCUUGUCCCCCACCUCUCUGGGCUGGAUGCUGGAGGACCUGGGGCAAGGAGGGAGACCUACAGACGUUCAGAGCUGCUCCUACAGCCUCACGGCCACGGACUAGAUGCAGCACUGGUGGAAAAUCUGGGCUUGCACGACAUGGCCCAUCAAAUGGAAGAUGUCCAGAAUGUGGAAGACCAACAUUUACUGUUGCAUGAUCAGACAGUCAUCAGGAAAGGUCCUAUUUCAAUGACCAAAAGCAACUCCUUGGGUAUCCCCUGCCAGAAAGAUGGGAUGCUAGGAUCAGUGGUUAAUCAUAAUGAAGUAUUUUGCUCUGUUCCUGGAAGACUUUCUCUUCUCAGCUCCACGUCGAAAUAUAAAGUGACUGUAGCUGAAGUCCAGCGAAGACUUUCCUCUCCUGAAUGCUUAAAUGCCUCCCUGUUAGGUGGUGUCUUGAGAAGAGCCAAAUCCAAGAAUGGGGGCCGAUCUCUGCGGGAAAAGUUGGACAAAAUUGGUUUAAAUCUUCCAGCUGGAAGAAGAAAAGCUGCUAAUGUGACAUUAUUGACUUCUUUGGUAGAAGGUGAAGCUGUGCAUCUGGCCCGGGAUUUUGGUUAUGUCUGUGAAACUGAAUUUCCUUCUAAAGCAGUGGCUGACUAUUUAACCAGACCGCAUUUAGGACGGAAUGAAAUCGGAACCAGAAAGAACAUGCUACUUGCUGCUAAACAAAUCUGUAAGGAAUUCACAGAUCUUCUCACUCAGGACCGGACUCCUCUUGGAAAUGCUAGGCCCAGCCCAGUUCUGGAUCCUGCCAUCCAAGGCUGCCUGACUCAUUUCAGUCUAAUAACGCAUGGCUUUGGGAGUGCGGCCAUAUGUGCAGCCAUGACAUCUGUCCAGAACUACCUAAAUGAGGCAUUAAAAAUAGCAGACAAAACUUACAUGAACACAGGCGACCAAAGUCCCGCUGAGUCUAACAAAACUAUUGAGAAAAUGGAUAAGCACCGGAAAUAGAAAGGGUGGGUCAAUGGGGGGGAAGUACAGCCUGGGGAAAAGUUUGAAAAGGACUGAAACUAUUCUCCUUAAUACAGACUAUGGGAUGUUCUUCUUGCCUAGGGGACGAUGUAGAAAACAAAAUUGUUACUUUAUUAAACAUCAUCUUAUUCAGGAUCUUCAUGAUUUACACACCCUCCCAUUCUGGAGCCUUGUGUUUUUAAAGCUGCAAUAUCUCCAAACUUUGUGGACAAGUUAUCAGAAGACUACAAGCUUGGGUACUUGUUGGGUACUUACUCCUUAAACCUUUUAUCCCUUUCCCCUUUCCUCCUUGCUCUAAAAGUGGUGCUAAAAAAAAAAUUAAAAAAAAAAAAGAGCUUUUGACCCUUUAAAAUUCCCAGUGCUAAUAGUCAAGGGGGUAGAGUAUUUUGGAUACUAUAAUUAAGAAAUUCCUUUUUAAGUCAAAUUCUCCAUGUCAACAAUAACCAUUUUGCAGUAUUAGACUAUGGUGUUUAGAUAUAUCUCCAUUAACUUUAUGUAAAUGGUUAUCUAAGCUUCCCAGAUCACAAGUCUUUUACCCUAUGAAGGAAAAAUAUAAUUCUAUUUGAUCUUGUCUUACUGGAUAGCAUUUGACACACUAAACUUCCAAAGGAGAUAAUUCAGGUUUUUCAAAACUUUAGUCAAAGUCUGUGCUGUAAGUGGGUUUUUUAUUUUGUGUGUGUAUGUGUGUGUGUUUAAAAAAUUUUAAAUAAGUGCUAAAACUGAAAUGUCUUGGAGGAAUCCUUUUCUCUCAAGGUAUAUCGGUUUUAUUGAAUAUUUAUAUUGGGUCUGUUUUAAAAAACAAAAACUUGAAAUUCUAGGCACAACAUUUUAUUAACUUUUCCUUUUUUCUUUUGCCUAUUAAGGAAAAAUUUUUUACGACCAGGAUGGCUCUGUGUAUUAAGAGAAAAGAGUGUGUUGAAUGUACAUAUUUAUUUAUGUGUAAUUUAAUGGGAUAUGUAAAUACUGGUGAAUUUAAAUUUUUUAAUGGGAUUCAAAUUUAAUUUUGGUGGCUUUUAAAAGGGACUGGGGUGAACUAAAUGUCUUAGGUUUAAGCACAACAAGUACGGAUGCUAUACAGGGUAUUUAAAAUGUUUUGACUUUUGGACAGGAAAUUCCAAUUCUUGCAACUGAAGUUAUUUAAUCAAAGCUCUGUUCGUUCACAAGGCAAUAAUUGUAACAUCUCCCUGAUGACUUGCUCCUUGCAAAAAUGAGUGAGGGUUUAGUGUGCGAGAGUGACCCAAGGUUUUAAGUAACCACCUAUUUGUAAAUGUUUCCAAUAUGAUUCUGUUGUGUAUAUCAUAACUAUAAUAAUAAAAAUAUUCUCAAUAGAAGCAAAGCAGUGGAUGUUUGGUUAAAUGCUAGUUUUUGGAUGUGUUUUUUUUUCCCCCCUCACAACUGAAGGUAUGAUGGCAUAGUGUUGUAGAUGGAAUAAUUGUGAGACUAACAUGAUGGGCAAAAAAUUGUCAAAGAGAAUUAGUAUUUUUCAUUAAGGCAAUCUUUGGGUCAUUUUGUUUUCAGGAGAGUCCUAAGGGACAAGGACCAUAGUCUUUCUCUGGAAGGGUUUAGCAUAAUGCAAGCAGCCUGAUACAAGAUAUUAAUGCUUUCAUUUAACUUUAAUUAUAUAUAUCCAGUAAAAUUUAUAUAUUCAAGGUAUCUUAAUCAUCUCUGCUGUCCCUGUAGGCUAAUGAUUGGAGGCUCUUUGAAUAGUUUUCUUUAGGAGAAAGGACAGACUGGCAAGGGAGAGUAUUUGCAGAGAUCUUGGACACAUACCACCAAUAUUUGAUUUCAAGUUUUAAGUGCCCUGGCAUUUUUUCCAGGAAACGAUAUGUUUAUAGUUUGACUAGUGUGGCUUUGUUUUCGAAAGGAAACUGUAGGCUUUUCUACAUUGGUUAAAGCCAUUUGAUCUAUCUACCCCUGGUUUUUAAGUCUUUAGUUCAUAGUUCUUCCCAAGUCCUUUUGUAAGACUCUUAAAGCUAGUUUAUACUUUGUUAGCCCAACAUUUUGUGCCUUGGCAAUGAUUAGAUCUGGGCCACUGGAUGUUUUUGGAUGGAUUUAUCUGGUUAGUGUCUUAUAGAUGACAGUUGAUUUGCUGAAGUAACUACUCUUAAUGAAAAGUGGAAAUUUGGGGAAUGAGAGACUGAUUUUUCCUUAUGUAGGAUCCUUGCUUUGAAAUGACUUUUGGGAAACAGAUUCUCUUUACUUCUCAACAUCUUAUUGGCUUGCAAGAGCUGUGCUAAUUGCCAUUUGGGCUAUGUACUGGAAAUGCCCCAAAGACAAUUGAGGAGAAAGAAUGCGGAUAGGGAUGACUCAAUAGAAACUGAGUUGUUUCUUAGGGCCCUGAGUGUUGUACUAGUUACUUCUCAUUCAUAUUGUGAGCUUCCUAGACAGUGAACCAUCAAGUUCUAUGGCGUCUAAUGUUUAUUCCUGGCAAUGAUGGAUUGACUUUGUUUUCUUGAAAUGCUACAGACCUGGUGCCAGGGAAAAUACCUAAUUCUUCAGAAGAUCCAUUAAGAUGGAUCUUUAGUUAGAUAGUACCUAGCUCUUAGUACUCAUAAAAUUAAACUAUAUACCUCUCUGUUCCUCUAUUGGGGUGUAGUAUUUUUUUUUAAACCAUAUCUUCUGUCUUAGAGUCAAUACUGUGUAUUGGUUCUAAGGCAGAAGAAUGGUAAAGGCUAGGCUAGGCUACGCAAUGAGGGUUAAGUGACUUGCCCAAGGUAACACAGCUAGGAAGUAUCUCAGGCCUGAUUUGAGCCCAAGACCUUACUUGUUCAUUUGAAUCUAUCCAGGCCUCCUACCUCCUCACUUUAUCAAGCAAAAGCAAUGAGUGACUUGAACAUAUAUUGCUCACAGCCAAUCUUUAUAGACUUGUACCUUGUUCAGAGCACUUGCACUCAAAAACUUAAGUUGGUUCCUUUCCUGAAUGACAACACACUUCAAUCAAGUUAUCACAUUGGGCCAUUGUAGAUUGGCUAUUAAAACAAAAUGUGAGUUUUUAUUGGUGUACAUAACUGGGCUCUGAAAUAAUGGCCCUCUGGCAAGAGGAAAUACAGAUGCUUACAUUUUCUCAAUUAUUGGUGACACUGACUUGUUCCAUUUUGUAUAGGAAUGUUUAGAGGAGCUACACACUGAUCACAGGGCUAACAAGACAGUUUGGAUCCUUGAAAUCUUACAAUGAACUCCCAGAAAAUGGAUACAUCUAACUGCCUGGAGAGGAUCUCACUUAUCAGAAGGGGGUGUUUUACAGAAAAACUCCCACUGGAGUUAAGUUUAGGUUGGAGUGGGGGCAUUAUAGGAGAGGGAAAGGGAAAGAAAUUGGUCUGUGUAGUAGUAUAUGAUUGCUCUGAAAUGAAUGUCAUGCUUUUUUGUCCCGUUGGAGUAAGGGACUAAAUUAGUUUUGCUCCUUAUGUGAGAACAGUUUCAAUGAUUGAUUGUCUGCCCAAAAUGUUUUGGUGAAAUCUUCCUGUUUAAGUGAGCUGAUCAGAGGUUUCCAAAGUCUGUAGUAAUAGCUAUUGUUAAUAGCAGUGGUUCCCCUUUGUGUACAUUUACAGAGCACUAUCUCUUUAUUUGAUGCUCGCAACAGAUCAGCCCAUUUAUCCGGUAAAGGAAAUUGGGCAAUGACUUUAUAUAGCUCACACAACUAGUCAGUAUCUAGAUAGGAUUUGAGCCCAGUUUUUCCAGACUCCCAAUUUCUCUUUCUGUAGUGCUAUGCUCCUUGGAUGCUAAACUGAAAUCAACAUGCCAGUUGGGUACACCUAUGACUUGGGAAACAGCAAAUCCUGGGUGAUUGGAUUUGCUUUGAGUGUGUUCAACUCUCAAGUGCUUUGUGGAUGGUUUUUUUCUUUUAGGUUAGACUGCUUUUUCCUUUAAGAGGAAGCCCAGCUUCUUUGCUUUUGAGUAAGCACCAUUGGCUUGAGAAGGAAACGGCCUAAAGUUUUGGACAAGUGAUGGAUGGAGACAGCUUAGUCUCAGUAUGUGAGCCUUCCAUUGCCUUGAGUGUGGUUAGUGACCCUUAUCAAGUCUCUACUUUGCUUUCUGUUGGCUGCCUCUGAUUUUUCCUUUUGAUGAUUGCCAUGUGGAAGAUAAAUAAGCUUUGUUUUCACAGUUCAGAUUCUGGGAUGAAUGAAGGUUUAUCUGGAUAGAAAAAAAUCCUUUUCCGUUUCAAGAUUUACUUACAUCAGCCUGUAACCAAUAACUUGUAGUUUCUCUCCCUUUUUUUAGGUCUUGUCCCAACAUUCCAGGUCUCUUCCAGAGCAUCAACUGCUUCUAUCUGAAAUCUAUAAGCCAGCCUCACUGGCAGGCCAGCUUUUUCCAUGUGACAUUUUCAGUGAUUCAGCAGAGCCGGAACCCUUCUUUAUUUUGUCAAUCCAAGCUUUCAUUUUACCCACACUCCACAAAGUAUAUAAGGAAACUUGUGAGCUUUUGUCCGCAAGUAACAUGGAACAUGAUCUUCUACAGAAACAACUUGACCUUGUGAUUUUUUUUUUGUUACGUUGGAGCCCAUAUUUUCAUGGAGUACUCAAAUUAUUUUUUGGCAACAUCAUAAACAUUGCUAUUUUCCUGCUUCUAAUGGAUAACAUCUUGAUGGAGGGAAAUGGAUGGGGAGAGUGGAAAUUGAGGACAGUUCAAAUACAUAAUGUUAUUCCUUGGACAGGUUUCUAUGUUAGAAUUGUUGAAAACACUCAAAUUUUAGCCCAGUGUUCAAAUCUGAAUACUCAUGAUGGCCUACAAUGUUUAAUAUGGCCUGUUUCUUUGUGAAAGAAUUCACAACUCCUACCAUUUGUUACUGCAUCAGUUUAGUUUUUACCCAGGCUGAAUCUAAAGGUAGUAGAUUAUCUUUGAGAACUUUUCUGGUGAGUGCUUUCUUCUCUCCCUCCUUUCCCUUCUUUCUCUUUGUCUUUCUUUUUUCCUCUCUUUCCCCUCUCUCCCUCUCAUCUCCCACCCCCCAUCCCCCCACCCCCAAUUCCAGGCUAGCUUUAUCCCAUGUACCCUUCCUUUUCUGUCACUUUCCCAAAAUUAUACCCAUCAGAGACUUGAUAAUCAAAUCAAGUGACUUGUGGAUUUGUAAGCCAAAGAGUAGGACUGCAUUUUAAUCUCAGACAGCAUAUACUUUUUAGCUAGCAUGAAGUUGCUAGCGGUCACAAUUCCUUUGGCCUGAGCUUCUCUGAGUCUCUGUUUAUCCCUACGUUAUGUAUCCUCCAAAAUAGCCUGACAUCUCUUGCUAGGAGUUCCCUGAAAACAAUUCUUUUUACUUCUGUGGGACUCAUCUGAGCCUAGAACUCUUAAGGAGCUGAAAAAGGCCAGAGGGAUCUGGAUCUUCUAGUCCAGGUCUUUUGUUUUAUGGUUGGGUAAACAAAGUCCCCAGAAGAGUUUAAGUUGUCUUUCUUGGGAUCAGUCAAUUGAUCAAUAAACACUUAUUAGUGGAGCAGCUCCUCUUUUCUAUUAAGAUUCAGCUCAGGAGGGUGACUAAUUGUUCAGUGGAUCUUGAGUUAGACCUAGAGAUGAAAUGCUGUGUUCAAACCUGGCCUCAGACAUCUAGCUGUGUGACCCUGGGCAAGUUGCAACUUCAUUUCCUAGCCCUUACUACUCUUCUUUCUUAGUACUAAUACACAGUAUUGAUUCUAGGAUGGAAGACAAGAGCCUUAAAUUUUUUAAUAUUAAUUAUUAUGUGCCGGGCAUCAUAAGUGCUCAUAAAAAGAGGCCAAAAAACAGUCCUUGCCAAUGAAUUCAUGAUCUAAUGGGAAAGAGAGAAAAAGCAAACAGUUGUGUACAGGAUGACUAGGAAACAUUAAAAGGAAAUGCAUUGGAGUUCAGAUUGGUUGGGGAAGGCUUCCUAUAAAAGACAGAAUUUUAGUUAAGACUUAAACCAAGCCAGAGAAGACAGCAGGCAGAGAUGCCCUGGGGCCGAGAGAAUAUCAGAAAGGUAAAGGGUUAGGAAAGGGCUUUAAUGGCAAACUUCUAUGCUUACAAUAUAGGAAGCCAGAAGAGUUAGCUGAGGGAAGAGAUAGUGUGUGGUCAGAGCUACCCCUUACAAACUAAGUCAUUUGACAAAGUUAAGGCUAGAACUAAGGUCUCCUGAUCUGCCAGAGUAGUUUUUCUGCUUUGCUAAUUGGUGAAAUGCAUCUGAGGAAAAGGGGCAUCUUUCAGAACAGGAACACGAUUGAUUCUGUAACAUGGAAGUCCUCCUACUAUGAUACAUAAAAGUAUGAACUUUAAAAGCUAAACAAGAGUCUGCUUCACUUCUAUUACUUGAUGGGAACUGAGGGUGGGUGGGGAGGAAUGUCUACUUGGUGUGGAUCUACCUACCUAUUCCACACAGUUGUGCAUGUACUUGCAGGAUAAGGACCUGAAGGUGAGUCAGGGAGGUGAGGUAGGGUGGUUAGGUGCUGACUCCAAGGCUCUGUGUCUUCAGGGAACACCCUUCCUUCCUUCCUCCUUUCUUCAGCCCCAGCCCGCUGAGAAGGGUGGGUGGGAGGAGGAGCAGGGUUCAAAAGUGUGUGUCUAGACCCAUCCUGAGUGUCCUUGCUUCUCCACUCUUUCCUUCCCAGCUCCUAGCCCUUUCUUCUAACUUCCCUGCAUCUCUUUCCCCCUCCCUUUCUUCCCCAAUCCUCAUCCCUGGCCCCAUAAUGGAAGGUGGUGGGGGAACUAAGGAAAAUCAGAGACUGGAGAUCUGCCUAGCUAUGUAUUUCAAACUUGUCAUCUUAUAGGUGGGGAAAUUUAAUUUAAAGAAACAUGACAUGUCUAUUAAGCAGGAAAUAGCAGAAACAGGAGUCUGCUGAUUAAAUCUGGUGCUCUGGACCAAUUUUGUUUUAUAGUUCUAUUGAUGUCACCUGUUACUCAGGAGGUGGAGGGAACACCCCAACACCUGCCCACCUUUUAAGUGGAGGCAGGAUCUUCACUUAGAGAUAUUUACAUGGGUUUCCUCUUCAGGUACUGGCUGGAUUAAAUAAACUGAAGCUCCAUCCCCAGAGUCUUGACACUCAAAAAAUUCUUCUAUCUAUAAAGAUAAACUAAUGACUAAAGAGCUGGCCUAGCUAGAGGACUGUGUUCAAGUUGUCUCCCUUUAACUUACCUGAUUUCCCUUAAAUCUAGGGCUUAAUUCUCUGGAUCAUGGUCACUAUCCUGUAUAGAGCGUGUCUAUGAAUAGGUAUUUAUGUUCUGUCUUCCCCCACUAAAUUGCUUCUCCAAACACAGAAUGUCUUUUUAUUGUUAACCUUUUUUUGUACCUUCAGAAUAUGAUAUUUAGAAGGCCCUUAAACAUGUUUAUUGACUGGCUGAUUCUGACUAAGUGAUCCAGACGUGGAAGAGUACUGGCUAUUAAAGUCUCCGUUUUUACCCUGGUAUUUCUCUUAAUAUAGCCAUACAUUAGAGCUAUUAUGGGUUUGGUUCCAAAUUUAAAAAUACUUUCUUGCUAGAGAAUGCUAACCAUCACCUGAGCCUUCAGUGAAUCAUAAAUCUAUUAACGAUGGAGAGUCUUCCCUGGAUGUUGGUGGCUGCUUCUCUGCUCCAAGUGGUAGUUGUGAAGGUUGGGGUGACUAUGGCAAGUUAUUAAAAUAAGAACAAUAAAGUUUGCCACAUUGACUCCACUCAAAACUCAUUGUAGGGUUAUUAGAUCUCCUAAUUUAAAUAUUGUUGCAUCUCUGGGAAAAGGGAGUCCUAAAGAGAGGGAGAUGGGAAUGGCAAGUGGUGGAGCAGUUAAAAGACAUUUAAUUGAUUCAUUUCACCAAUCUUCUAUAGGUAUGGCUUGUGGUCUCUCAAAACAAUUACCAUAGUAGUAACAUCAGGUCACUCGUCGCAGAUCAUAAUGGACGUGAUUGUGGAAAGGUUUGAAAUAUUGCCAGAAUUUCCAAAAUGGGACACACAUUGGAAAAGUGGCACAGAUAGACUUGCUUGAUGGAGGGUUGCCAUAAACCUUUGAUUUGUAAAAGAAGUGAAAUGAAGCAAAGGGUGACAAAACAUUUAAGCUUGUAUUGUGCAUUAAGCAGUGAGUUCUCUCAGUGGUAUCAAAACUCAAAUAAAAAAUGGGGACCAUGAAACCUUA